Orussus abietinus is the source of this 759-nucleotide messenger RNA. RefSeq names its product transcription elongation factor SPT4 (gene spt4). The transcript has 4 exons. NCBI's taxonomy places the organism in Eukaryota, Metazoa, Arthropoda, Insecta, Hymenoptera, Orussidae. Gene Ontology annotation, molecular function: RNA polymerase II complex binding; zinc ion binding. The coding region runs from base 314 to 664 and encodes 116 amino acids. The record is from RefSeq and is a predicted model, not a curated record. Gene Ontology annotation, cellular component: nucleus; DSIF complex. Gene Ontology annotation, biological process: regulation of transcription elongation by RNA polymerase II; mRNA processing; positive regulation of DNA-templated transcription, elongation.
UGUAACUGGCAGAUGACGACAUGUAACUUGUCGCAUUCUAAUACCAGAGACUGCUAAUACUCUUUGCUCUCAGCGGGAGCUCAGUAGCGGCCUGCUCAUUUCUGGUAGCGGGAUUUUGGUGUAGUUGAUGAAGACAUGGUGCACAUCUGUGUACGAACCAAUUCAUUGCUAAAUAUUCGUAGAUCAACUAGUGAGUGACAUUCACGUAAAUAAAUAUUGCAACUAUUUAUUAUUGAGAGAGACUGAGUGCAAAAAGUGAAUACUAAUCGGAAUUCUUCGAAGCUGACAAAUAAUUGAAAUUCGUUGACUAAGCAUGUCUAUGGAAACAGUUCCCAAAGAUUUGCGUGGUUUAAGAGCAUGUUUAGUUUGUUCGUUAAUCAAGACCUUCGAUCAGUUCGAAUUCGAUGGCUGUGAUAAUUGCGAUGAAUUCUUGCGCAUGAAGAAUAACAAGGACAAUGUUUUCGACUGUACUAGUUCUAACUUUGAUGGCAUGAUCGCAGCUAUGAGUCCUGAAGAUAGCUGGGUGUGUAAAUGGCAAAGAAUUAAUCGAUUUUGUAAAGGAGUUUAUGCUAUAUCGGUAUCAGGACGUCUCCCAGCCGGUGUAAUCAGAGAUAUGAAAAGCAGAGGCAUCGUUUACAGGCCACGGGAUACAAGUCAACGAUAGCACUGUAAAAUACUUCAAACGAUACAUUUUUUCAAUUGUAUAAUAUAAAGAAAUUUGUAAUUCACCUUAAUAAAGUACGAUACAGAUCUUGUAAA